AUGAACAGCAGUGAUUGUUGUCAUUUCCACCCUGACAGAAUAUUAUGGAGAAGUACACGUGGUAAUGAGAGGCGAUAUCUCGAUCCUCUCGACUGUCAUCGCCCCUGGACGAUGACGACAGAAAUUCUGCACCAGCUGGACAAGCAGUCACAAUUUAGUAAUAGGAGACCGUGCCGCAUGAUUGGCUUCAGGCUCAGCAGUAAUUUACUGUGUGAUUCAGAACUCAGGACGGAAUAUCUGUCAUGUGGUAUGAUUCAAGGCCUCAUAGCAGAAAAUGCCUCUCAGCUAUUUCAGUGGGCCAUAGGUUAUGGCAAUGUCUUUGGACUGCCGACCAUUUGA
Molecule: messenger RNA, 339 nt
Organism: Histoplasma capsulatum G186AR
Lineage: Eukaryota; Fungi; Ascomycota; Eurotiomycetes; Onygenales; Ajellomycetaceae
Exons: 3
Coding region: 1-339 (112 amino acids)
Source: RefSeq, a predicted model, not a curated record